Suillus clintonianus is the source of this 1728-nucleotide messenger RNA. RefSeq lists its product as uncharacterized. The record is from RefSeq and is a predicted model, not a curated record. NCBI's taxonomy places the organism in Eukaryota, Fungi, Basidiomycota, Agaricomycetes, Boletales, Suillaceae. The coding region runs from base 1 to 1728 and encodes 575 amino acids. The transcript has a single exon.
AUGAAACACCGUCGGCUUAGUGCCUUUCGCUCUCGAAAUAUCCAGUCAACUUCCCCUCACGAUGUUUCAUUGAACUCUCGCUCUUCUCUUCUUUCUGUCAAAGCCGCUCAACUCAAGGCAUUCCGCUCAAAAUGCACACAAUCUCUUGCGAUCUUCGUUGGAUGUCUCGGAUCUCCUGCAUGGGAGACCGACAUCGAACCCGACAUCGACAUGAACUCGACAAGGCAACGCCGAACUGCAUUGUUCAUGUACCAACUACAUCGGCAGUCCAAGCAGCGUUCUUCAAAAUCUUAUUCUGCGGCUCAUCGUUCGAGCAAGAGUUCGACUUCUCAGGCACCUCCAUCUCAAGCGCAGCUUACUCGUACUCGCUCCACGUCGUUCUUUAGUUUUUCCAGCGAGCAUAGUACAGAAAACACGACCAAGAAGCUCAGGUCCCAUCCUUUGCCUAAUAUCCGGGUCCUCACGUAUCCUACUAAAGUACGGUCGAGAAAAACUGCCACCAUCGCCCCCCAGAGGUAUUCACUAUUCGUCGAUAGCUCCAUUUCUGGACAGCUCGUCGACUUCUGCGAGAAAUGCGAUACUAGUCGCAGUAGUCUCCGGGCUCGUAACUUUUGUCAUCCAAGUGAUCGGACAACCUCUGGUGUCGAUAUUGGCCCGUCUUUAAGGCUUGUUGGAACGUCCGAUGUGACUGCCGUCCCUUACUCGUUCUUAUCUGCAUUUCCGCCUUCUUCUUUUGUUCUAUCACCCCUCACCGGAACUCGCGACUCUCUGCAGCUGCCUAGGCGUCAUUCAAAAUCAACUCGGAAGCCUAUCCCUCCUCUCCCACCGUUGCCAUCUUACAGUCUUUUCAGCCAACGGCCGUCAUGUAUAUCUCCGGCUGAGUUACCCGCAUCUCUGCCUCCCUCUGCAAGUGUUUCUCAUCUUUUGCCUCUUCUCGAGUUUUCUCCGCCCGCUAGCAUGUAUAGCUUUUCCGCCGUCACCGAGCAGGCACCCGCCUACUUGUCAAAGGAUAUCCCCUUGUCGCCUUACAAUUCUUCAAAGUUCGAGACUUGUUCUCUUAUCUCGCCGAACGCUCCUGAUUCUGUUGCCACUGUCAAAUUGCUUCCUCAUGUCUUGCACCCCGAGGAUCCCCUUGUGUUUGCUGUUCAGAAGAUGAAGAGAAAGACGAAACACAGGCGCUCAUCUGCUAUCAGGUCACGUAGUGGAAUCGUAGCCGGUGCAUCACCUCUACGCAUCAUGGCGCUCCCAGAAGAUAUCACAGACCGCAAGCCCGUUGGAGAUACACCUACCAGCGACAAGGAAAAUCGUGUUACUGCUACUUCCGCGAGCAAGGCUAUCAACGAUGGCCAACUUUACUCGAUGACAGAUGCCUCAAAUCGCUUGUUUCCUUUUCUAGGCCCGCCUUCUAGCCCGGAUGCACAACUUGAGUUACUUCCUCUAAACCGACCCAUUGAUAGAGCAUCCUCCGCCCGUUCUGUCAAAUCCACAAAAAGCCUCGCCCGUUCUGAUAUCGAGGGGUCUCUAAGCGACUUGUCAUCAUUGCAAACUCCCAAAUCUGAUCGCCUGGAUGAAGUAGACAUAGGCAUGCUGGGACUCGAUCGUUUUCACUGGUCUGAAGAAAGUGAGGAACUACUCAAGUCGUGCUCUUCUCAUAUCAAGAACGAUAGUGUGGCAUUGAUUUCUUUCUGGGAAGAGGGACAGUGGAUGCGUGAGAAUAAUCAGUGGUGA